UCGUUUGUCUUUUUUGCUCGUCACGAUUGACUACGUUCCCCACUCGCCACUCUUGGUGUUUAUUGUCAUUUUGCAUUUGUCAUUCGCCAUUCGCCUUUCGCUCGUUGCUGGUUUUCCGCGUACAUUAUUGCACUCAAAUUUCUUUAAAGUCUCAUUUAACGUUUAUUCAAGCCUAUUUACCGUCGACAUCAUGCCAAGCCCAGUGAAGAAAGUACGCAAAGUCUCCGACGAAAACGUUUUGGGUUUCUCCAAACUUUCCGAACACGGUUUUGCUCCGACUAAGGGUAGCGAACACGCGGCCGGAUACGAUUUGAGAAGUGCUUAUCCAUAUGUUGUAAAAGCCCAUGGCAAAGAGCUUAUAAAAACUGACAUUCAAAUUAAAGUGCCGGCGGGUACCUAUGGCCGUGUUGCUCCACGUUCUGGACUCGCCUGGAAAAAUUUCAUCGAUGUUGGUGCGGGUGUGAUUGACAGCGAUUAUAGAGGAAAUGUUGGUGUUAUAUUAUACAACCAUUCUGAUGACGACUUCACAGUAAAUAAAGGCGAUAGAGUUGCACAACUCAUUUGUGAAAAGAUUGUUUAUCCGGAUGUAGUAGAGUUUGAGACAUUGGAUGAGACUGAUCGAGGUGAAGGUGGUUUUGGAUCCACUGGCACUAAUUAAAAUGUUAAUAUGUAUCCUGUCGUGCUGUUUUUAAUUUUUUAUCAAAAUAUUGUGAUACCUCAUUAUAAUUAAUCUUUUUUUUUUUUAAGAAGCUUUGUAACACAAGAUCCUUUGUAGUUAAGUUAGUCAUAAACUUGAUGUAUUUUAUAAGUCUGUAAAUUGAUAAAACGGGUGUAAUUUUUUUUAUUUUAUGAUAACUUUUAUUCUAUUUACAACAUUUAUUUAUAAUUUCUGAUUUAUCCUAAGACAUUGUUAAAUAAUAUAACAUUAAAGAAGAACUAAAUCACAAUUUAA
Molecule: messenger RNA, 952 nt
Organism: Rhopalosiphum padi (bird cherry-oat aphid)
Lineage: Eukaryota; Metazoa; Arthropoda; Insecta; Hemiptera; Aphididae
Gene: dUTPase
Product: deoxyuridine 5'-triphosphate nucleotidohydrolase
Exons: 4
Coding region: 191-658 (155 amino acids)
Biological process (GO): dUMP biosynthetic process; dUTP catabolic process
Molecular function (GO): dUTP diphosphatase activity; magnesium ion binding
Source: RefSeq, a predicted model, not a curated record